CAGUUUUUUGCGUGGUGGGGGACGGACUCCGCGAACGCCUCUCCCCUUCCUAUCCGCUCCGGACCCCACGCGUCACCCGUGCCGGUGCCGUAGCGCUUCUUCCUUCUCUCCCUCCCGUCCGAUCAGGCUAUAAAUUCCCCGCCCCUCCCGUCUUCUCUCCUCACAUCUGAUCCAGUCCAAUCCAGCCCCCCCUCCGAUCUCGCCGAGAAAUCUCCUCCGAUCGAAGCGAAGCCAAGGCUCUCUCGUCCUCCUCCGCAAGAUGCAGAUCUUCGUGAAGACCCUUACCGGCAAGACCAUCACCCUUGAGGUCGAGUCCUCUGACACCAUCGACAACGUCAAGGCAAAGAUCCAGGACAAGGAGGGCAUCCCCCCGGACCAGCAGCGUCUCAUCUUUGCUGGCAAGCAGCUCGAGGAUGGCCGCACCCUUGCGGACUACAACAUCCAGAAGGAGUCCACCCUCCACCUGGUGCUCAGGCUCCGUGGUGGCAUGCAGAUCUUCGUCAAGACCCUCACGGGCAAGACCAUCACACUGGAGGUUGAGUCCUCGGACACCAUCGAUAACGUGAAGGCCAAGAUCCAGGACAAGGAGGGCAUCCCUCCGGACCAGCAGCGCCUGAUCUUUGCUGGCAAGCAGCUUGAGGAUGGCCGUACCCUGGCUGACUACAACAUCCAGAAGGAGUCCACCCUUCACCUGGUGCUGAGGCUCCGUGGUGGCAUGCAGAUAUUUGUGAAGACCCUCACCGGCAAGACCAUCACCCUGGAGGUGGAGUCAUCUGACACCAUCGACAACGUCAAGGCGAAGAUCCAGGACAAGGAGGGCAUUCCCCCGGACCAGCAGCGUCUUAUCUUUGCUGGCAAACAGCUCGAGGAUGGCCGCACCCUUGCGGACUACAACAUCCAGAAAGAGUCCACCCUCCACUUGGUGCUCAGGCUCCGUGGUGGUAUGCAGAUUUUUGUCAAGACCCUGACCGGCAAGACCAUCACCCUGGAGGUCGAGUCGUCUGACACCAUUGACAAUGUGAAGGCCAAGAUCCAGGACAAGGAGGGCAUUCCCCCGGACCAGCAGCGUCUCAUCUUCGCUGGCAAGCAGCUUGAGGAUGGCCGCACCCUUGCGGAUUACAACAUCCAGAAGGAGUCCACCCUCCACCUUGUCCUCCGCCUUCGUGGAGGCAUGCAAAUCUUUGUCAAGACCCUCACUGGCAAGACUAUCACCUUGGAGGUGGAGUCAUCUGACACCAUCGACAACGUGAAGGCCAAGAUCCAGGACAAGGAGGGCAUCCCCCCGGACCAGCAGCGCCUCAUCUUUGCUGGUAAGCAGCUUGAGGAUGGCCGCACCUUGGCAGACUACAACAUUCAGAAGGAGUCAACCCUUCACUUGGUGCUCCGUCUCCGUGGUGGCCAGUAAGCUCUGGCCAUGGAGCUGCUUCUGUUAUCUGUCUUCGGUGUCCUCCAAUGGAGUCUGGUCUGUGUCUGUCGUUGCAUGAACUGUCUUUGUUUCUAUAUAUAUAUACCAUACUGUGAUGCAGUGUUAUUGUUUGUAAGUGCAAACUUCUGCUGGUGUGCAGCAGCUUUGAUGAACUUCAGAAUAAGUGAGCCCUGAAUUCGGUCCAUAA
This is a messenger RNA of Triticum aestivum (bread wheat), 1613 nucleotides long. RefSeq names its product polyubiquitin. Gene Ontology annotation, molecular function: protein binding. NCBI's taxonomy places the organism in Eukaryota, Viridiplantae, Streptophyta, Magnoliopsida, Poales, Poaceae. Bases 260 to 1405 code for a protein of 381 amino acids. The record is from RefSeq and is a predicted model, not a curated record. The transcript is spliced from 2 exons.